Molecule: messenger RNA, 1332 nt
Organism: Paraphaeosphaeria sporulosa
Lineage: Eukaryota; Fungi; Ascomycota; Dothideomycetes; Pleosporales; Didymosphaeriaceae
Product: aureobasidin resistance protein Aur1
Exons: 2
Coding region: 1-1332 (443 amino acids)
Biological process (GO): sphingolipid biosynthetic process; inositol phosphoceramide metabolic process
Cellular component (GO): inositol phosphoceramide synthase complex
Molecular function (GO): inositol phosphoceramide synthase activity
Source: RefSeq, a predicted model, not a curated record
AUGACGAACAAGAGCUACCUCGCCUUCCUCGACGAGGGCGCCUCCAAGCUGUCGCAAGCAAAGGUCCCUGGCCUGUCGGCCCUGCCCAGCUUUGUGCCGCACCGCCUGCGCAGAAAAUGGAGAGCCACCAAGUCGCGCAUACGCAGCCGCCAGUCGCCCACGUCGUCCAUCGCCUCCCUCGAGACCUCCUUCUCCCCCGCCGACACCCUGCGCUCGCUGCGCACCCACCCGUGGUCCAUCUACGACGGCCAGUACCUCAUACUGGCCAUCGUCGCCAUAUUCGCCCUCUCCGUGAGCGAGGCCCCGGGCCCCUUUGCCAAGACGUUUGCUGCAGCGCUGCUCAUGGGCGGUCUAGUCCUACCCAUUUCUCGACAAUUCCUCCUGCCAUUUCUCCCCGCCCUCACAUGGCUGCUUCUGUUCUCUAGCUGCAAGUACAUCCCCGCAGACUACCGCCCCGCCAUCUGGGUGCGUGUGCUGCCGGCCAUGGAAAACAUACUCUACGGCGCCAAUCUAAGCAACAUCCUCUCGGCCCACAAGCACACUGUGCUGGAUAUCCUGGCCUGGAUUCCCUACGGCGUCAUCCACUAUGUGUCGCCCGUCGUUGUCAGCGGGUGCAUGUUCAUCUGGGGCCCUCCCGGUACCGCUCCCAUCUGGGCACGCGCCUUUGGCUACAUGAACAUGACUGCCGUCAUUAUCCAGAUCAUCUUCCCCUGCUCGCCUCCAUGGUACGAGAACACCUACGGCCUAGCUCCCGCCAACUAUUCCGUUCCCGGUGACGCUGCUGGCCUCAAAGCGAUUGAUGCGCUCUUCGGUAUUGAUCUGUACACCUCCGGAUUCCACGCCUCUCCCAUGGUGUUCGGUGCCUUCCCCUCGCUGCACUCUGGCUGGGCGACCUUGGAAACGCUGUUCAUGGGACACGUCUUCCCCAAGCUCUUCCCUGUCUACGUUUUCUACACCAUGUGGCUGUGGUGGUCGACCAUGUACUUCUCUCACCACUAUGCCGUAGACUUGGUAGCCGGCAGUUUGCUGGCCGGUAUUGCGUACUUCUGGGCACGUGCCAAGUUCCUGCCCCGCGUGCAGCCAGAUAAGGAAUUCCGCUGGGACUACGAAUACGUCGAAUUCGGCGACCCUCAGGAUACCACCUACACCAUGCUCGACAUCUACGAGGAAUUCCACCCACUUUCAGAUUCGGAUGAUUGGGCCAGCGGCUCCUCCUCGUCGUACUCAACCGGCGGCCGCAGCCCGUCCGCAGGAUCGCGGUCGCCAGUCGACGAUGCACAAAGUCUCUGGGAUGGCGACACCGUAGGAUCCGACACCGAGCCCCUAAGGUAG